AUGUUAGUGUUCAACUUGUGCUCGUUGUUAGCGUUGGCGUCGGCGUUGGUGGUCCCCCAAGAAAGCGAUGCUUUGGAGAAGAGAGACGACCCCAAGGUGGUGGAGGCUAUCCUCGACUUUGAAGGGCGCCAGUUCCACCCUACCGUCAAAGUGGGCUCGCUGGGCGAGACGUUCCACCCCACCCUCGACUCAGGCUCUGCCGAAACCUGGUUCGUCAACAACAACGACUGGGUCCACCACUCGACGCUGCUUGUUAACCUCACCACUCCCUUCCAUGUAGGGUUCCUUGGCCUGAAAAAGCCCAGAACCGGCUACUACGUCACCGAUACCAUGUAUUUCGACAACACCAAGACGGAGAACCUCCAGUUUGGCCUUGUUGACGAGUGGGAUACCACCUCCAACAAACGGGGGUUGAUAGGCCUCGCCCGAUGGACGGGCAAGUACGAUACCUUGCCCUUCCACUUGAAGACGACGGGCCAGGUUGAGCGUAAUGUCGCUUCGAUUUGGUAUAGCACUAAGAGGGACACCGGUAAGCUUAUCUUUGGCGGCUUCGACCAAGCAAAAGUGGGAUCGGAAUGGACCACUCACUCCGACCCAAAAACUUUUAAAGUGCCCGUGGUCAAAGUGACGACGGGGGGAGUCGACCACUACCCUGAUUUUGGCGAUUACCCGAUCGUUGUCGACACUGGUGCCCUGAAUUCGCUCCUCCCCAGAGCCAUUGUCAAACCCAUUGCCGAGUAUUACAAUGCCACUUUGGUGGGCAAGGAGUACGAAGUGUCGUGUAACCCUCCCGAGGGCCUGUUCCAGCUUACCCUUGGCUCGUUGGAGUUGGAUAUCCCGUUGAAGGAGUUUGUCCACCAGGCUCCGGGUAAGGCUGAGGGUAUUUGCACUAUUGGAGCCAGCAUUGCUGAGGACCGGGGUAACGUUACUCUUAUCGGCACGUCGCUUAUCAGUAGAGUGGUGACGCUUUUCGACUAUGAGAAGGGCGAGGUGUCGAUGGCUAAGCUCAUCGAUACCCCGGAAGAGAAUAUCGUGGCGGCUAAGUAA
Molecule: messenger RNA, 1047 nt
Organism: Diutina rugosa
Lineage: Eukaryota; Fungi; Ascomycota; Pichiomycetes; Serinales; Debaryomycetaceae
Exons: 1
Coding region: 1-1047 (348 amino acids)
Biological process (GO): proteolysis
Molecular function (GO): aspartic-type endopeptidase activity
Source: RefSeq, a predicted model, not a curated record